This is a messenger RNA of Labrus bergylta (ballan wrasse), 5653 nucleotides long. Its product is annotated as trafficking regulator of GLUT4 1. Gene Ontology annotation, cellular component: membrane. The record is from RefSeq and is a predicted model, not a curated record. Lineage: Eukaryota; Metazoa; Chordata; Actinopteri; Labriformes; Labridae.
GCUGCUGCAGCGACAUCCCACCGCUCUGCUUCAUCUGAAACCUGAAAAACCAUUAAUAAAACCAAACAGGCUCAAGAGCUUUUUUAACCUUUAAAAAAUAAGAUCUACCAGGUUUUUCAUUAAGAUUAAGAUUUCAUUAUUUUUUAUUUCUUAGUUCUGUUGCUGCAUCUGCACCACUGGAUUGUACCUCCUGUUCCUCCUGCAGAGACACCAUGAACAUCAGCCUGCAGCUGCCCGUAGAUUAGGACCAGAGUGCAGCCUGCCUUCAGCUUCUCUUCCCCCCUUCGCUCUAUCUUCACCGUCUGAUGGCCACAAGUCCCACCACUGCCGCCACACAGUCAUCCAGCAGCAUGGAAGAGUCCCAGCAGCCACACCAGCCAAUCAGCACACAGCAGGACGAAGAAGCCCAUCAUGCCACUGUGACUUCUCAACCAGUCUCUGCGGAGCAACAAGCACCAACCUCAGACGCUCCUGAUGGAAAUCAAACAGGAAAGGGCAAAGACAUGGACCUUCUUACAGUGAUGGAUGACAACAUAGAGACCAGUAAUGGCGUUGGUCCCGUGAGGGUCGAUUCCUCUCCCACAGUGUCCUCUGUGUCGCCCAAACUGCACGCUAAACCCGGGGGCCAUGCCAACGGUCGGUCUGGUUUGGGCAGCCGGUCCGGCUCGGUGGUGGGGGGCUCACCAAGGCCCUCACUCACCCGCCAGCCCAGUGCAAUCACAGAGGCCACUGUGGAUGGGUCCAAGCCAAGGGACUACCUGAUACUGGCCAUCCUGUCCUGCUUCUGCCCCUUGUGGCCCAUCAACAUCGUAGCCCUCACCUUUUCUGUGAUGUCCCGAAACAGUUUACAGCAGGGCAACAUUGACGGAGCGCGACGUCUCGGCCGUAAUGCCAUGCUUCUGUCGGUUGUCUCCAUCUUGGGAGGGAUCGUCAUCAUCACCACCGCCAUUGCCUUCAACUGGGGAUUGAUAUUAAAAUCCUGAUUAAAAUGGGGUUGUAUUGCAAGUCUGACUUGACGACAACAUCUGACCGACAAGACACUGCUCCCUCUGAUUUUCUGAAGCACUAUCCUUCUCAAGCGCCUGCAACAGAUGAAAACAAAUCUGUUCGUAUACUUUGCUGUUGUUUCUUGCUGCACGAAGAGCAUGGUCUGCCUGACGCUCUACCUCCGACACAACCCAACGACCAACCCACUCCUGAACCUAUGCCCGACUUGGAAACAAAGAAAAAAAAGUUGGAUCAUGAAAUGCUUAUAUUAUUCUUUAGUCACAGCUUAUCUCCUCAGACCACUUUUCUCUUUGAAGAAGAAAGGUCUUUUUGUCAUGGAAGUUGGCAUGUCUAUGGAAAUGGGAUUUUUUUUUUCUGACCUCUUAAUCAAUCUCAGUGCCACAGGUCCAGCAAUAAGCAAACUGAGGGAUGUGGUUUUCACUUUUUGAUGCCAAAAAAUGAGAAAAUGUGCUGAAUGGAAGCUGGAAAAAUCCUGCAAAGUGCUUGUUUAAUAUGGACUGAAGAAGAUACUGUGAGAGUCUCUGGACUGGAAAGGCUGGAAACAAACAGAUUGAGCUGUUUUUUGAGAAAGUUGUGGAUUGUUCCCUCAAUCAUCUGUUCCUGUAGGUGUUUGUGGUGCACACAUGCACAUGCAUAUGUCACUCACUAUACAGCUAUUUUGAAUUUUAAAUAACUCUGGGUUUCACUGUGUAAGGGAUAAUGUAUAGUGAGAGCGUUGUUAUAGCGGACUUGAGCCCCGACAGGUUGAGAAGAACCCCAACGCUAAGCAGAACAAAAGCACAGAAAUAAGAAUAAAACAGUUUAUUACUAUCAACAACAGACCUUCAUCUUAAAUAAAUGUCAAAGGAAAUUCUAUUUCAUCGACAGAUUCAAACCAACAUUGGUUGCAAACAGAUUCAUAUUGGUUUGACUCUGCACAUAACAUUUGCUGACUAUAAAAAAGAAAAGAAAAUCAACAGACACUUGUUACAAAGACUGCUGCUCAUAUUUGUGUUUUCCAUAUGUAGUUGAUUCAUCGUUCACAAUUCGACUGCUCCCCGAUCACAGGACUGAAUUUCUUUGGUUAACGUGAUUUUUUUUUUUUUUUUUCAAUGGGCACUUGUUUGCUGCCCAGAGGAAGAAUCUUGCGGUCUUCAUUUUUUAUUCAUUUUGGUUUGCUAAAUUGCUGCUACAGUAGCUUCUUCUGUGAUUAAAGCUGCCAGCUGCUGUUUGAAUCCCCUUGGUAGUGUAGCAAACACAAUACACUAAACAAAACAUCUCAAAAUAUAACACCCCUCCCUGUCCGGAUGGCUCCUAGAGUUUACACAUUAAAAGUAUAAAACAUGGAUUUAAGUCUUUUGCACACUCAGUCCGAUUUUUUUUCCGGCUGUACAAUCAAUUCAAAUCAAUACGUGCAGCUGUAUCUAUCUCAAAGAGGGUUGUAGGACAGGCUAGUAGAGUACUGUACUGUAGAUGUGGCAUCCCCCACUCGAACCUCUUUAGAAAGCGCAGAUUGGUUAGCAGUAAAUCAGCAGACCUAUUUAAUUAAAGACAUGGGCUUUGUUUAAAAAGGUCUUAUAGAGAGAGCCAAUGUCUAGCCCACUGUUCAUCUAGCUUCUUGGUACAAGCUCUUAUUAAGCAUUUCUUUGAUUUGACCUUUCUACAGGAAGUGCUAUUUGAGUUAAGUGUUCAUUGUCCAAGAACGAUCAAAUACUCUUAAUGAAAACACUUGGGAUUUCAACACACUUUUGGAAUAAUGGAAAAGCGAGUUAAGAGGCAGUCUGUUAUGGAACCCUGUCUGUCAAGCAGGUCACCCUUUAAGUGUCUGUCCAGGGCUUAUGGGACAUAGUGUUGGUAACACUGCUGAAAGAGAAAUAUUGCAAAAGCUGUGUUCUUUUUUCCCAUCAUAUGCUAAAAUAAGACAUUAGAAUGUAUUGUCUCUCAAUAUCUCUCUUCAUAUCUAUAAGAUGUGGUCAAUGGGACUCUUAAGUGCAGCUCUGUGCCUGUAAAUGGUUCCAGCUGGGUCCCUCUGAUUCAAACCUACUUAAUUAAUUUAUCUGACCACAGUAAGUGCAGCGUUUUCUACUUAAGUGACGUGAAGUGAUCGGCAGUUCGUCGCUGCUCCCUGUGAUCUCCAGGCCCUCUAUUCAUUUGGGGGCUUACGUUUACAUUUACACCACAGAUCUGGACUUGCACCGACUGUUCCUGUGCACCUCGAUGUGAUCUGACAAGAGAUGGAUCUGCCUUAUUUGUCUUGAUGUGUUUUAGAUUUUCUGACUAGUCUUUUGAGUCUAGUCCCCACACCAAGCCUCAUCCCCUUUGUCUUUGAAGACAUCAUUACUGUAGGAGAUUAUUAGGCAACUGUCCAAAAAAGUUCCUGCCUGUUCCUGAACAGUUUUCCGGGUGAAGUGGCCUUUGGUCUGGAAUCAAGAGAAACACCCCUUUUUUCAGUUGAGAGUUGAGAUCAUGUCCCAGUUGCAUUUUACAUAUUCUGCCUGCCCUUUUACUCUUCUGUCCUUUCUUUAUGUCCACUAGUUUUCAGCAGCUUGUGUAUUUCAUCCGUUCAGCAUUGUUGGUCUCAAUAACAACAAAAUUGCCUAUAGCUAAUAUGAAGGUCUGUUUUGAUAGUGAAAUGAAAUCUCAAGGAGGAGCCUAUGGUAUUUGGUCAUUUAACAAACUUUCAGAUCAGGAUUUUUGUUCUGAAAUGAACAUCCCGCAGCUUUAAAAUGUCCUGGAACAUAAACAUAAAAAAACUCUCUUGAACAAGCUAGCUUAAACCAUUGUGGCGUUGUGACACCUUUCACGGUUUACGCUGCUGUACAACAGCUUGAUUUACAUUGUCAAAGUGCUCAUCCUGUCCUUGUCAAAUCAGCUUUGUCUCAGCUUUCAGAGCCUCAGUGUGACGCUGUGCCAAACACCUGAGUGUGUGCCAACCUGCACAGGAAAAGCCCUCACAUUUCUAUUAGCCUGUUAUGUGUAAAGCUAACAGACACUCUUGUGGACGUACUGCGUUGGGGAAAUAAGCUGUUGUUAUGGAACAAAAUCAGUCUGUAUUUACUAUAACCUAUGCAUGUUUACAGUAUUUAUUACCGGAUGCUUUUACAUGAUACUGUAGCCUCAUUUAGCAGGAAAGCUAACUGAGUAGCACUUUGAAUAUAAAAAGUUUGGGAAAUUGUGAUAAAUCCACCAAGUUAUGAUAUCCUCUUUUUCUCUACACCUCUACGCUACCCACUCCUGUACUGUAUGUAGCAUGCCUGUUUACUAUUCACAUUAUGCAAAUAAAAGGUCCCAGCUCGAUGUCAGUAUGAAUGCUAGCUUCCCUGCUAUGGUUGUGUACUGUACACGGUGUUGUAUGGAUUUUGCUUGCGCUACUUCUCAGAGUUGCCUAUAGUGUUUAUCAACAAAGCCUCACAUUGUUUCUAUCAGAUAAUUUUACUGACUGUUAAAUCCCUUGUGCUGUUGUUUGUUUAGCUUCUUUUUUUUUUUUGUGUGUGUGUUAUUUGAUAUUUUAGCUGCUUACAUUUUAAUCACUGUAUUUAUGUGCAGGACUUAAUUGUGAACACGGUUCCACAUCAGUACAGUCAUUUAUCUUUAAAGCAACUGGUAAAAGUGCUUUAUCUUAAAGGACUCCUACAAUAUCAAAGCUGCCAAUUACAAUCAAAUUGUCUUUCACUUAAGAUGAAUAAAAAUUAAAUGAUGAGUCAUAAAAUAAUCAAAAUGAGUCAACCAGCUUUUCAUAAAUUGAAAGAAGCUAGCGAAAAAGAGUCUAGAGUAGUCACAGUCAAGUAAUGUGUACAAGUUGGAAUUGAAACCAAAUGAAUGGGUAAAUUACAGAGAGAGGCAGUAAGAUUACAUUUUUUUAAAACGGCCUUCUUGCAGUCAUGGUUGCUAAGCAGAUGCGCCGCGUUAGUACAAAACAACGUACUUUCUACAGUUUCCACAGAACUUUUAUUUUCAAACAAAGCAGUGUACAUAGAUGCUGUAUUUUGUGGUUAAUUAGAUGUUCACUUUUGGUUGCGCCUAUGAAAACCUCCUGUAUUUCUGUCAUGCCAUCUUUUUUCACUUCAUUCUUUUCAUUGUUUUUGUAAAAUGCUCCUUUGACACCAGAUUACCUGAUCUUUGUAUUUUUAUAUUUCUAUUCUCCGGAUCUCUUUUGUAUGAUAAUCUACUGUUUGUGACGCUCUAUAUUUGCUGCUUUUUGCUCGCUUUCUUUUUAAAUGGCAAAGGUUUGGUGGGUUCGCUGUUAGCAUGAAUAGACUUCCAUAUGUCUUUCUGUAAUUAUUGAUUGUGAUCUCCUGACACUGGACUCUUUUUGUGCCUGUGCAUGCCUUAAACUGAAUGCUUUUUAAAGCAUCCAAAAUGAGUACUCUAUGGGUGUUCACAAUACAUUUAUCCAAAACACUAUUGCUCUUAACUACUGAUGUUAAGUAUCUGAACAUGUUUCAAGGGAAUAAAUCCCAGUUCAAUACAACCUCCUCUGAGUCUGCAUAAUGUAUCUACCUGAGGGAAAACUUGCAUGACAAUGUUUCUGCAUCACCGGUGUGUUCAUGAACAAAAGUUCAGGGAGUUUAAUUCAUGAAUAAGUAUAUGUAUAAAGCACCUUUAAGGAGAAGAAGUCACAAUGCUUUAAAAAGAAGAUGAAAUGCAAUAAAAGCCAGUUCAAGUA